GAAUUGGCAAAAAAAAGAAAAACCAGCAAGUGAAAAUUAGGUAAAGUCAAACCGCUGACUGCGCCUCUGUCGACGUCAAGUCGAGGGUACCUGGAGCAAAAACUACGCCCCCAACCAACAAACACUCAUCAUUCCCACCAUGUACCCCUGGAGUUCAUCCUCGUACAGCGGCCAAGCGCCCAAUCCUGCUCAGAAUAGGACCAUGCCAAAUGGUUUGGAUGACCAGGAAAAGCUGCUCGCCGAGGCUGUCGGUACGGCGCGUAAGCAGGCAUUCCAGAUGAACCACUUUCUGGACAAGGAGCGCAUGCUGGACUCGCUCAAGUGCGCCAGCACCAUGCUGACUGAGCUGCGCACAUCCGUGUUGUCCCCAAAGAGUUAUUACGAGCUAUAUAUGGCCGUCACCAAUGAGCUGUGCCAUCUGGAGCUGUAUCUUAGCGAGAAGAAUGACAAAAAGACGGAACUGUAUGAGCUGGUCCAGUACUCGCAGACCAUAGUGCCGCGGCUGUAUUUGCUGAUCACAGUGGGCAUUGUGUACAUAAAGAACGACUCCACACUGAAGCGCAGCAUCCUCAAGGACCUGGUGGAGAUGUGCCGCGGAGUGCAGCACCCCCUGAGGGGGCUGUUCCUUCGCAAUUAUUUGCUGCAGUGCACCCGCAACAUUCUGCCCGAUGUGAUGGUCCCUGAGAACGAGCACGAGGGCAAUGUCUACGAUGCCAUUGACUUUGUGCUGACGAACUUCGCCGAGAUGAACAAAUUGUGGGUGCGCAUGCAACACCAGGGGCACUCAAGCGAGAAGACCAGGCGGGAGAAGGAGCGCGAGGAGCUCAAGAUACUGGUGGGCACCAACCUGGUGCGAUUAUCGCAGCUGGAGUCGGCAACCCUGGAGACGUACCAGCGGCUCAUUCUACCGGGAAUCUUGGAGCAGGUGGUUAGCUGUCGGGAUGCCAUUGCCCAGGAGUAUCUCAUGGAGUGCAUCAUCCAAGUGUUUCCCGAUGAGUUCCAUCUGCAGACACUGGACCCAUUCCUCAAGUCCUGUGCCCAGCUGGAGACGGGUGUGAACGUCAAGAACAUUAUUAUUUCGCUGAUUGAGCGUCUGGCUGCCUACAACCAGCGGAGUGGCAAGACAAGCGGCAAUGGCAUCGAUGCCAUCAUUCCCGCCGAGGUGGAGCUGUUCGAGGUAUUCAGCGUGCAGGUGGCCAACAUUGUGCAGAUGCGCAUGGACAUGCCUCUCGAGGACACCAUUUCGCUGCAGGUUGCUCUGCUCAGUUUGGCCCAGAAAGUGUAUCCGGAUCGCAUCGACUACGUGGACAAGGUGCUGGGCACAACCGCACAAAUACUGCAACGAAUGAACAUGAACAACAUUUCUCACCUUUUGUCAGUGAACCAGGAACUGUCCCGGCUCCUGCGCAUCUGCAUUGACUUCUACAAUAAUGCCCUGACCAUCAUACAGCUGCACAACUUUUGUCCCCUGCUGGAAAAGUUCGACUACACUUCACGCAAGUCGCUGGCCCUGUAUCUGGUAAUGAACAUUCUAGAAAACGAGACGCAGGUGCCGACGGCCGAUCAGGCAGACAGCUUGCUGACCAUUAUUACGCCUCUGAUCAAGGAUGAUGAGGCGAAUAAGGACACUUUGGCGGCAGCUGGCGCCAGCAGCACAGAUGCCGAAGAGUUUGCGGAAGAGCAGGGAGUCGUGGCGCGCUUCAUUCACCUGAUGCGUUCUGACGAGCCGGAUAUGCAAUACAAAAUGCUGCAAACAGCGCGCAAGCAUCUAGGGAAUGGUGGCGGUCAGCGGCUCAAGCAUGUCCUGCCUCCGCUCGUAUUCGCCGCCUACCAGCUGGCCUUCAAGUACAAGGCGAUCGCCGAGCAGGAUGAGAACUGGGACAAAAAGUGCCAGAAGAUCGUGCAGUACUGCCACAGCACCAUCAGCGCCUUGGCCAAGGUGGACCUGGCCGAUCUGGCGCUGCGUCUAUAUCUGCAGGGUGCUCUGGUCAUUGGAGAGAUCCGCUACACGAACCACGAGACUGUGGCCUACGAGUUCAUGACGCAGGCAUUCUCCCUCUACGAAGAUGAAAUAUCCGAUUCGAAGGCUCAGCUAGCUGCCAUAACGCUCAUCAUGUCCACGUUUGAGCAGAUGUCCUGCUUCAGCGAGGAAAACGCCGAACCCCUCCGCACCAAUUGUGCUCUGGCGGCGUCCAAGCUGCUAAAGAAGCCGGAUCAGUGCCGCGGUGUGGUUGCCUGUGCAGCUCUCUUCUGGAGCGGAAAGCAAAACGGCGAGGAGAUGCGGGACGAGAAGCGCACUCUGGACUGCCUGAAAAAGGGCGCUCGGAUUGCUUCACAAUGCCUUGACACGGGAGUACAGGUGCAGCUGUACGUGGAGCUGCUGAAUCAUUAUCUCUUCUACUUCGAGCGCGGCAACUCGCUCAUCACAGUCGCAAUGCUGAAUCAGCUAAUUGCCAAGGUGAAUGAGGAGCUGCCCAACCUGGAGCCCAGCGAGGAAACCAAACAGAUCGAGAGCCACUACAAGAACACGCUGGCGCAUCUGCGCAGUCGCAUGGAGUCUAGCGAUGCCGCCCUAGAGGUAUCCUUUGCCGGCAUCACCCUAAACUAACCCACCCGAUCCGCAAGCAUCCAGGAGCAGGAGCAUAGGCAGAGCGUUCAACCAGCCCUAUUUUUGCACCAGAUACAAAUACUAUCCCCGGAAGCGUACUUGUAUCCAAAUUGAAAGUGUGAGAAAUUAAUUGAAUUAUUCCAUGGUUAGGAAAGUUGUGGGCCUUCGACUUUUGUUUGUGUCAAUUUAAUUUCGAUUGUAAUCGUAAGUGCAAAGUGAAAAGUGAAAACAUUCUUGAUUAUUCUCCUGAUUUAUUCAGUGCGUAAGCAUUAAUAAAUAACCCCCCAGAGAAUUUUACUCUAUUCUAUUUAACCCCCAACAAAAAAAUGUGAAAAUAUUGUUAAACAAAGCAGAAAGAAAGUGAAAUGAUUAUACAAGACACAUACGAUGACCGCACUGGUCCACGAUACGUAUAAAUAUGUAUUACAAAAUAAAGCUAAGAUACAAAUGUU
Drosophila guanche is the source of this 3060-nucleotide messenger RNA. It is a transcript of the gene Vps35, whose product is annotated as vacuolar protein sorting-associated protein 35. Gene Ontology annotation, cellular component: retromer complex; late endosome; retromer, cargo-selective complex. Gene Ontology annotation, biological process: retrograde transport, endosome to Golgi; intracellular protein transport. Lineage: Eukaryota; Metazoa; Arthropoda; Insecta; Diptera; Drosophilidae. The record is from RefSeq and is a predicted model, not a curated record. Bases 140 to 2608 code for a protein of 822 amino acids. The transcript has 8 exons.